Molecule: messenger RNA, 408 nt
Organism: Helobdella robusta
Lineage: Eukaryota; Metazoa; Annelida; Clitellata; Rhynchobdellida; Glossiphoniidae
Exons: 4
Coding region: 1-408 (135 amino acids)
Source: RefSeq, a predicted model, not a curated record
AUGACCAUUUACGUCUACAUCACAAGUUCAAUUUCCUCAUUAACGAUAAUAGAAAAAAGAGGAAACGGAUUAUUGAAAGCUAUGGAACAAACAUCUGCCUUUCCUAAUCAGCAACCGCAGCAGAAAGUCUCAAGCAACUCUGUCCAUAUAAAGAUUUCGGACGAAGAGCUUCAAGGCGAGUGUUUCAAACUUGCAUUCAUCCUCUCUAUACUCUCAUGUUGCUGCUGCUGGUGUAUCGGCGUACCAGCAAUUUAUCUUGCAAAAAAGGCACAGGAUAAUUUCAAAUAUGGGUUCGGUGAAAGGUCAAACGUUCUUCUGACGUACUCGUAUAUAUUGUCUGCGUUAGGUAUUUACAUGGGCAUGGUGUUGCUUGGCAUACGAAUCAUCAAUGAAUAUGACUACGAAUGA